GACUGCAGCCCGGGGCGCCGAGCCGCACGCUGCUACGUGCGCCCGCCAGCCUCGCGAGCGUGCGAUCUAAACCUGGGCAAGGCAGCCCAACCUUCCCGCCCAGCUGGGGUCGGAGGAAACCAAAAGCAGCCUCAGAGAGGUGAAGCGCCUGGGGCUGCUGAGGACAGAUCAGAACUUUGCAGAGUCCGGGAUGUGCGUGGCGAGGUCGCUGAGGAUUUGACUCAACUUCUCCAUGCCCCUUCUCCUCCACUCAUCCACUGGGCUCCGGGCCUCCAGCUGUCAGCCCCCGAUUUCGUGACAGGGUGUGGCCACCUCGAUUUCUCUUUGCAACACAGCCAGCAGCCCAAGAGCGAGGUCCCAAGGCUGGAUAUCUUUUGCCUCGGCUGCUUAGUAGGGGCCUCAGCGUCUUGAGCGCAGGCGACUGAGCGUAGGCCCGGGCGAAGCGUGGUGCGCCAUGGCGGACCGGCAGCCUGGUCCCCCCGUGGAUUGGGAGAUCGACGUGGAGAGCCUGGAGCUGGAGGAGGACGGCCGCGAGGCGCCGCCGCCCACGCCGCCCGGGCCCAGCCCGCCGCCGGCCGACGGGGACGGCGAGGACGACGACGACGCGGAGGACGACGACGACGACGACGCGGAGGACGAGGGCGAGGGCGAGGAGGCGGGCGCGUCCCCGGGGGUGCCGGGCCGGCCGGAGCCGCGGGCGGCCCUGGCGCCGAGGCCGCGUCCCGCGCCGCAGGCCUCGCAGGUGCCGGCCGGGCCCCCGGAGCGCGGCGCGAACGCGGACGGCGGCGCGGAGCCCCGCAAGCUCAGUCGCACUCCCAAGUGCGCGCGCUGCCGCAACCACGGCGUGGUGUCCUGCCUCAAGGGCCACAAGCGCUUCUGUCGCUGGCGUGACUGCCAGUGCGCCAACUGCCUGCUGGUGGUGGAGCGGCAGCGCGUCAUGGCCGCCCAGGUGGCGCUCCGGAGGCAGCAGGCCACCGAGGACAAGAAGGGGCUUUCCGGGAAACAGAAUAAUUUCGAGCGCAAAGCCGUAUAUCAGAGGCAAGUCAGGACACCCAGUUUGCUGGCCAAAAGUAUUUUAGAAGGCUACCGCCCCAUUCCAUCAGAGACUUAUGUGGGAGGGAGUUUACCUCUACCUCCCCCAGUAAGUGACCGGAUGAGGAAAAGGCGGGCCUUUGCUGAUAAAGAGUUGGAGAACAUUAUGCUGGAGAGAGAAUAUAAAGAGAGGGAGAUGUUGGAAGCCUCCCAAGCUGCUGCCUUAUUCCUGCCCAACCACAUGGUGCAUGGUUCUGAGUACAACUCCUACAAAAGUGCCUACAGUCCCACCACCCCAGUGGAACCACCAAGCAAAGACUUCUGCAAUUUUUUGCCCACCUGCCUUGAUCUCACCAUGCAGUAUUCAGGGUCUGGGAAUAUGGAACUAAUUUCGUCCAAUGUCAGCGUGGCCACAACUUAUAGGCAGUAUCCCCUGUCCUCAAGAUUUUUAGUUUGGCCCAAGUGUGGCCCCAUUAGUGACACCCUCCUCUACCAGCAAUGCCUGCUGAAUGCUACCACAUCAGUUCAGGCCCUGAAGCCUGGGACCAGCUGGGACUUGAAGGGAGUACGACUCCAGGAUGGACUCGGUACAGAUCACGAUAUGAUACCACCGAAACUGGAAGGCUCUCUGGUGCUGCCUCACACUCUUGAGGGCCAGACCUCAAGAAGUGACCUUCAGGGUCACCAGGCUGUCCCCGAGAGGUCUGCAUUCUCCCCACUCCGACGGAAUUUCUCGCCUAUUGUUGACAUGGACUCCCUGGCAGCUCAAGGGCACGUCUUAACCAAGAUCAGCAAAGAAAGCACCAGGCACCCUCUGCCACUUAAACAUAAUCCAUUCCACUCAUUAUUCCAGCAAACUCUUAAUGACAAAUCAGGUCCUGAGCUGAAAACAUCAUCUGUCAAAGAGGCCUUUGAAGAGGCACCUAAGAAGCCCAGGGAGUGUUUAGUCAAGGAGAACCAGAAGUACACAUUUACAAUAGAUAGAUGCGCAAAAGACCUUUUUGUAGCCAAACAAGUUGGAACAAAACUCUCAGUGAAUGAACCGCUGUCAUUUUCUGUUGAGUCUAUUCUUAAGAGGCCUUCGUCUGCCAUCACUCAUGUCUCUCAGUGAAAGGCUGUUUAAAUGGAAAGCUGGAUUUUCUGCAGUCUCAGAGGAUUCUUGCCAGUCACUAAUUUUUUUUAAAGAAGAAAGUUGAGAUGCUUGUAUAAAGAAAUUUCUAAUGUAAAUGAUGAUUUAAAAGAAUCCUAUAUAUUCUUAUGCAUGUAUUUCCCCUUACCACAUAAAUAUAUUUAAACUUAAAGAUGGAAAUUGCUUAUGUGCAAAUUGUAAAGUUUCAGGAUUUACGUAGCUUUUCAAAAAGCAAUAAAAUUGACAGCUGUCUUC
Molecule: messenger RNA, 2416 nt
Organism: Hippopotamus amphibius kiboko
Lineage: Eukaryota; Metazoa; Chordata; Mammalia; Artiodactyla; Hippopotamidae
Gene: DMRT2
Product: doublesex and mab-3 related transcription factor 2
Exons: 4
Coding region: 455-2143 (562 amino acids)
Biological process (GO): sex differentiation; regulation of transcription by RNA polymerase II
Cellular component (GO): nucleus
Molecular function (GO): RNA polymerase II cis-regulatory region sequence-specific DNA binding; DNA-binding transcription factor activity, RNA polymerase II-specific
Source: RefSeq, a predicted model, not a curated record